Oryza sativa Japonica Group (Japanese rice) is the source of this 2792-nucleotide messenger RNA. Lineage: Eukaryota; Viridiplantae; Streptophyta; Magnoliopsida; Poales; Poaceae. The record is from RefSeq and is a predicted model, not a curated record.
CGCGCUCGCUCCUCUCUUGAAUCGACCUCCUCCCCACGCCCACUCCUCCUCCUCCCACGCCGCGUCCUUCGCCCUCCUCCCUGGGCGAAGCUCGCCCCGCCGCCGCAUCGCCUCCUCACCAGCCACGCCCGCCGGCCUCCUCCGCGAUCGCCGCCGCCCUCUCCAACGCGCCUCCACCUCGCAUCGGAUCGAUCAUCCACCUUCGCCCUCCUCCCUGCGUCGCCUCCUCGCCUCGCCGCCGCAUCGCCUCCUCAGCAGCCCCGUGCCCCGCGCCCCGCGUCCCGCGUCCCGCGCCGCCCUCGACCGCCGACGCUGCGACCCGCGCCGUCUCCUCGCUGCCGUCGCCGCGCCCCGAGUCCCGCGUCCCGCGCCGCCCUCGACCGCCAACGCGGGAGCAGGAGGUCACGCCGCGUCAACACCGCCGAGGAGCCGCUUCCUCGCCGCCGUCGCGACGACCCACGCCGCCCUCGACUGCCGCCACCUCCGCCGGUCACGAUCGCCGUCAUCUGAAGGAAACCUAGAUCCAGGAGGAAUCAAGCAGGAGUUCAGGGACAUGCACUUGGCAUCUGCUGAAUUUUUUUUGGCAUUGAUACGGAUUUGGCAGGAGACUAAUGUGCAUGCAUGUUUAAACCACUGGGAAUUAUCAUGUGAUGGCAUAAAGUAUUUUUCUUCUGCCUGUUUAAACCACUGGGAAAGAAUUAUAAUCCUCAUAUUUGCUUCCAAUUUCCAAUUUAAGAUUGUUUGUUUGGAUAACAAUGGUGGGAGUUCUGUGCCAACAUCGUCAACAAGAUCAGGUCCUUUUGCUGAUAUAACUAAUGUAAUUGAUGCCAAUUUGACGAACAACCAUCCCGCUGCUAAUAAAAAUGGAACUAAUGUGCCAAAAGAUCGUGAGAAUUGCCAGCACAACAACUUGGACUCUACAGAUGUUACAAAACUAAGUGCGACUAAACUAAAAAGGAAGCGUGCUAGGGAGUGGUAUGCAUCAUUGACCAAAGAGCAAAAGGAAGAUAGAAACAAGAAGGCACGAGAUAUCAGGAAGCGGAGGAACUUUGAAUCACAAGAUAAUGGGUCUCAAGCUGCGACAUCAAAAAAAAUUACUACUACGGCCUCAUCUGUUUCAGCAGCUCCGUUUGGUGAUAUUAAAAUUGCAAGCACUGAAGAUCAAUCAGUAGGGGGCCGGUUGGAUGUUAAUGAUGCAGGCACUGAAAAUGUGGGUUCUAUUGUAACGCCUGUGCGUCUACCAUUUACUAACAGUUCUGAUAUGUCCUACAGUACACCCAGCGAGUAUACCAUGCCUCUCCAGGCAGAAGAUGCUCAUGGAGAUGUCACUAAUCUCAGCGCGUCUGAACUAAAAAAUAAGCGUUCUAGAGAGUGGUACGCAUCAUUGACCAAAGAGCAAAAGGAAGAUAGAAACAGGAAGGCACGCGAUGCCAGGAGGCGGAGGAAGGAUGAAUCUCAAGGUAAUGUGCCUAAAGCUACGACGUCAAAAUUUUCUACUCCUACUCCUACGCUUGGAGAUAUUUCUAUUGUCACCGCUGGAGAUCCCGCAGGAAGGGAACAAUGGGUUAGUAAUGAUGAAUUAUUGGACACCCCUACAACAAAGGGAACAGGAAGUGUAUCUCAACAACCCACGAUCACACCUAGACGUCUCCCAUUUACAGUGAUAAACAAUAUAGCAUAUUAUGAUCUUAAUGAAGGAUCCGAAGAACCUUUGAGCUACAUAGUUCAAGGAGAGACACAGAACAAUAAUGAAACUGAUUUUCUAGCUACGAAUUCAGGUCAGGAUACACAAAGUCGUAGAACAUCAUUAGAGAAUUCACGAAAUCCUGUAUCCCGGAGCCUUUCACAAGACCAGUUGCAGUCACGUCGUGCUGGGGAUAGGGCCAAGUAUGCUGCUAAAACACCAGAACAGAAGCAAGUUAUGCUAGAACGUCAGAGAUCACGACGUCAGUCUAUGACAGCGGAACAAAAACAAGAGAUGAAUGCACGCCUUAGGGUUGCAAGGCAAAAUUUACCUGAUGUGGACAUUCAUGAAAUGAAUGCCCGUCGUAGAUCAAGACGGCAAAAUGUCACUCCUGGAGAAAGGACUGCUCAUCUCGCACGACGUAAUGCACGCUACGCUGCUCGGCGUGACAAACCAUGCGCUGAAUCAAUUGCGUUGGAGUGCCCUGAGGGUAGCAGCCCGUCGUUAUUAAAUCCAACGCCUUGCUUGGAAACAACCGAUGAUGUGCCAGCUACAUCGAGCCGGCCAACUGAGCAUGCUGCAGAUCAUCUUGCACGAUCAUGCACUUUUGAUGAUGAUGAUAUGGAUUCCUUCAUGGAUGAUGACACGGACGAUGAAUACUACAUGUUUGCUGGGCUAGGCGAUGAUGACGAUGACGAGAUGGUACAAUCUGAUGACGACGACACGCAAUCACCGACCUCUUCAGUUCCUGAUCCGUUCGACUGUGUGUAUAGCAACAUUCCACAAAGCACAAAUGUUCUGAAGGCUGAGCCUGACUGUAAACACUGUGGCGCCAAGAGGUUCCAGUACGAACCGCCAGGCUUCUGUUGUCGGGAUGGAAAGAUCAAGCUUGUAGAAAAUGAAACACCCCCUGAACUGAUGAGGCUCUGGACAAGCUCGGAUCCAGACGCCAAGCAUUUCCGGGAUAACAUUAGAUAUUUUAACGGCCACUUCUCAUUCACUACCCUUGGUGUAAGCCUUGACAAGGCCUUUGCAAACAUGAGCUCGGGCGUGUACACAUUUCGGGCCCAUGGUUAGAUCUAUCAUAACAUACAUUCUUUUGGUCCUA